AUGAUUGCAAUAGAAGAGGUGUAUGAUAGGGGAACUAAAAGAUUGGUGGAUUUGCAAGAUGGCGUGCGUGUUGAAAUGUACGGGUAUCUCAAGAAGAUUAUUGUUGAUGAGGAAAAGUAUGGCUUGGUUGUUGUUCCGUUGAAUGCGUGUGAUGUUGAGAUUACAAUGAGUUUCGAAGAGGGCCACCCCAAGUUGGUAGGUAUGGUAGUAAGACUGUUGUGUAAAGUAUUUCACUUGGGCAGUGUCGAUGAGAGUGUCGAUGUGUAUGAUAAACAAUUGUGUUUGGUACGAAGUGUUUUUGCAAGGCGGGGUGGUGGGAGGGGCAAGUAUGUAGUGGAAGAGAUUGAUCCUAUUGAAGGGAGGGAAUUGAUAGAGGGAGGAUAUGAAUGUGUAAUUAGGUAUUUGCAAGAAUUGAUACAACGAGACGAGGAGUUCCCGUUGCAACGAUUGAGUGGUAGUAGUGCCCGGGAGAUGGGGAGAUUACUGGAGAUUGUAUUAGCCAAGCGGGAACGACUUCGAAUCCCACUUUCUGGAAUGCCGACGGUUAAGCCGGAAAAUGGGAUGAAUCCGUUGUUUAAUCGAAUGGAGGAGAUAGAUUCAUGCCACGAUUUUGAAGAAACCAAUGAAGUUGAGAUGAUUGGAUUACCGAAAAAAAGGAUACGAGUGGAGGAAGGAUUGAUGCAGAAGGCCAUAAAGGUGUUGGCGAGUAAGAAGUUGGAGGCUACGGUGACGUUGGAUUGUCGUAUUGUACGGAUGGAGCCUGGCAAGUUUUCGACGUUGCAAGAAUUGGAAGGCCGGGUGAUGAAACUUGGGAUUGUUUGUGAUACAUGGAAUGGCGAUGAAGUGAUGGAUCUUGUGAUGUAUGAUGCGGUGGGGAGGAUCCGGAGAUUGUUUGGAGCGACCAUUCAAGAUUCCGGGACGUUGGAGUUGUAUGCGUUGAAUCGGGAUGUUAGUGUGGUGAUAACGAAAAGUAAGGUACCGGGGGAGAUGGGCGAGCGAGUAUAUUGGCGAGUGGAUUCGAUUCGACCCAGGAGAGCGGGACGUACAGAGGAGCAGGAGCAGGAGCAGGAGCAGGAGCAGGGGCAUGUGCAAGAGCAAGAGCAGGAGCAAGAGCAAGAGCAUGUGCAAGAAAACAAACCAUUAUUGAAGAACCAAUUAAUCACCUUCAGUCAAUUGCGGGCUGGUACAGAUGCACGUUAUUACACAGUGAUUGGAUUGCUACUAUCGUGCGAACCAGAUCAAUUGCCCAACAGCAAGUACCACAAGCUGUGUUUCACCGAUUUCACAGUCAACACACAGGGAUACAAGCAAGCGUAUUUGGUGGACAACUACGUCAUCAGCUGGAGUAAACAACUCAAUGCAACCAAUAGCUUUAGAGUUCACAUGUACCAGAAUUUCUACGAGUUAUUUGAACGAGAAUUGCAAGAGAAAUGGUUUGCGACUCUGGGCAAGGGACAAGACGGAGGAUCCCUGGAUCAGCUGAAAGCUGCGAAUGGCAGCAAUGUUUCGUCAAAGGGCAUUGUUUGUGAGAUUUGCAUCAAGGCUGUGCUGAGAAACAACAAGCUGAAUUUGAUAGGGCGAGAAUGUAGAGUGGUUACUUUUGGGGCCGUGAAGGAGUUUAUAGGCGGGGAUGAACAGAGGAGGAAGAAUGUGAGCGAGUUGUACCGGGCGACGGUUAGGGAGGCUCCGCAGGCAGGGCUGACGCGGUGUUUCAAGAGUUAUUCGCACAGUUUCCCGGUGGUGUGGCGGGCGAGGCGGUGGUGCUGGAGGAGGGGCUGUUGCCGUGAAGGAGUGGAGCGAGUGGAGCGAGUGGAGCGAAAGAAGCGAGUGAAGCGAGUGAAGCGAGUGGAUCGCCACAGGCGCAGUGACGUCAUCGCAGCACUCCGAAAUGUAGGCUCACUUCUCCGGCCUGUGCGGGGUAGCGCGGGUAGCGCCGUAUAUAAGGCGACGGCUCGGACCAAUUGCCAUGGCAUCGGCACCGCCCUGUUCGCCAUUCUCCACACACAGAACCCCACGCCCCCACGCCCCCACGCCACCCCACACCCCACAAUGACCGAACCGGACCUCAGAGACCGUUUCAAGGACUACCACCAGUCCGUCGCAGACUACAACCGCAUUCUCGGCGACGGCCAGAACACCGCGCCGAUCUCCGCCACCGCCGCCACCGCCCCGGACACCCCCAAGCAGCACCAUGGUGCCUCCGGACAAGACUACCUGCGCCUGCUGGGCGACAUGGGCGCGCCGGACGACCACCAGGACGAGCCCGAGCUGCGCGCACGUGACACCGCCGCCGACACGGCCAUGUUGGCAGGCAGCCCUCUGGCCACGCCGCUGGCCAGCCGGGCCGACUCGCUGCCGCCGACGGUCGCCACGGUGUGCUCGGCCCAGUGUGGUCCGACGGAGUCGCCGGCGCUGGCCCCGCCGGAGCACUCCACUCCGGCCGAACGCACCCCUCGCACGAUGCCCCACGAGCUGCACGAGCUGCACGUGCCGCCGGCCCGCCGGCCCAGCCUGCUGCAGCGUGUGCGGCGCUCGCUCUCCCGUGUGCAGUGA
Molecule: messenger RNA, 2553 nt
Organism: Henningerozyma blattae CBS 6284
Lineage: Eukaryota; Fungi; Ascomycota; Saccharomycetes; Saccharomycetales; Saccharomycetaceae
Gene: CDC13
Product: telomere-binding protein CDC13
Exons: 1
Coding region: 1-2553 (850 amino acids)
Source: RefSeq, a predicted model, not a curated record